GUCGUCGUUUGCUCCAGUUUCUUUUUUUCUGCCACUACUUUUUCCCCAUUGAAAAAAGUAAGAGAGACUGAUUAUCAGUCGAUCAGAAAGAAAUCGCGAGUUUUAUUCAUUUUGUUCAUGUUCAAGAUAGCUUUUCCCAAGCUUCUUCACAUUCCCCAAACUCGCAAUUGACUAUAUUUAAUUAGUAUAAAUCUAAUUGUCAAUUCAUAAUGAAGCGCAAAGCCCAAUCGCAAGCUGUAGGCCAUAAACCUGCCAAAAAGAAGUCUAAGAAGACUUCACUGAGCGACGAGGAAGCUAAGAAGAGAUUCAGGAAAGGUCUCUUUGACAAAGAUAUCCUGGACAAAUACACCCAAGGAUAUGCCAAAUCCACACCCUACAAGCAUAGCGUCAUCCACGAGCUGAUCGACGAUACCUUACUACGAUCCGUCCGCGAGGAGAUCAAGGACAAUGUCUCCUUCACCCCCAAAGAAACUGAUAUCUAUAAGAUCCACCAAUCCGGCGACCUUGCGAACCUCGACGGCUUAGACGAUGAGGCUCUAGCUAGGCUUCCCUCCUUGCUUGCUCUUAGGGACGCAGUAUACUCGCAGGCAUUUCGAGACUAUGUCGCGCAUAUUACUGGAUGCGGCCCCCUGAGUGGUAGAAAGACAGACAUGGCUAUUAAUGUGUAUACCCCGGGAUGCUAUCUUCUAUGCCACGACGACGUUAUUGGUAGUCGCAAAGUCAGCUAUAUCCUCUACCUAACCGAUCCCGACAUUCCCUGGAAAGCCGAAUGGGGCGGCGCGCUAAGACUCUUUCCCGUGCGAACGAUCAAGGGCAAGGAUGGCCAAGUAGCGAGGACACCUGCGCCGGACGUCAGCAAGGUUAUCCCCCCCGCGUGGAACCAGUUGAGUUUCUUUGCCGUUCAACCUGGCGAGAGCUUCCAUGAUGUCGAAGAGGUCUACCAUGCUGAGAGCAAAGAACAACUCCAGAAGGAGGGAGGAAGGGUCCGUAUGGCUAUCAGUGGCUGGUUCCAUAUCCCUCAGGUCGGAGAGGCCGGAUACGUCGAAGGCGCCGAGGAGAAGCAGGCCAAGAACAGCGGUUUGAUGCAACUGCAAGGCAACCCAGAUCAGUAUGACAUGCCUCAGCUGAAACCAGUUCCGGUCGAGCAACCGCAGUCGGGCUCUCAAGAAGAAUUUGACGAGGCCGACCUAGAGUUCUUGCUCAAGUAUAUGGCCCCGACCUACCUCACUCCUGAUACCCUUGAGCAAAUCUCAGAAGAAUUCGAGGAAGAGGCUAGCAUCACUCUACCUAACCUUCUUGGGAAGAAGUUUGCAAAGAAACUACGAGACUACGUCGCCGCUCAAGAUAGUGCACCUCUACCGGAAGACGCUACGGAGAUUGAGAAGGGUGCCUGGCGGGUAGCAAAGCCACCCCAUAAGCACCGGUACCUAUACCUUCAACCAGACAACGCCGCCGCCUCCAAAAAGAAUGGAAAGUCGAAAAAGGAGGACUCGCCUAUAAGAGAGCUCCUAGAGGAAUUCCUCCCGAGCCCGCAGUUCCGCCGCUGGUUACAGAUGGCGACAGACUCCGUGAUCGAGAGCCAUGACUUCGUCGCUAGGCGCUUUAGACGCGGUAAAGACUACACGCUCGCCACAGGGCACGAAGGCAAGCCGCGCCUCGAAUUAUCCCUAGGCAUCACGCCGACAAGCGGCUGGGGCGACGAAGACGAGGAAGAGGAAGAGGAAGCCGCCGCCGAAGAAGAAAGCGCCGAGGAUACCAAAGCCAACGGUAAGGGGAAGGGCAAGGCUAAACCCAAAGCUGAGACCUCGAAGAAGAACAAGAAUAGCAAGAAGGAGCCCGAGGAGGAGGAGGAGGAGGAAGAGGAAGAGGUGGAAGUCGGCGGCCAUGAGGUAUACAUGGCAGGCGACGACGAUGCAGCAAACGAGGACGCGGCCGUGUACAAGUCCAGCGGCGAGGAUGAUAAUAUCCUGUUCUUCCAGGCUGCGGCCUGGAACAAGAUGUCCCUGGUCUUGCGCGAUAGCGGCACUCUCAAGUUCGUCAAGUACGUUAGUCAUAAAGCGCCUGGUGACAGGUGGGAUAUUACCGGUUCGUUUGAGGUCGAGGAGGGGGAUGACAAUGACGAUGACGAUGAUAAUGAGGGGGAUGGGGAUGGGGAGGCUGGUAAGGCGGAGGGAACGGGUGUGCUGGAUGAUACGGAGGAGGAGUGGAAUGGCUUCUCUUCGUCGGAGGAUAGCGAUUCGGAUUAAGUUGCCUUGCCUUAGGUACUUAUAUAUAAUAAGGUAACAGCUGACUAUUUGGCCUAUCUAUAUAGCAGCUUGAGGCUGG
This is a messenger RNA of Daldinia loculata, 2325 nucleotides long. RefSeq names its product Oxoglutarate and iron-dependent oxygenase degradation C-term-domain-containing protein. NCBI's taxonomy places the organism in Eukaryota, Fungi, Ascomycota, Sordariomycetes, Xylariales, Hypoxylaceae. Gene Ontology annotation, biological process: regulation of translational termination; peptidyl-proline hydroxylation. Gene Ontology annotation, molecular function: peptidyl-proline dioxygenase activity; L-ascorbic acid binding; iron ion binding. The record is from RefSeq and is a predicted model, not a curated record. The coding region runs from base 210 to 2246 and encodes 678 amino acids. Gene Ontology annotation, cellular component: cytoplasm. The transcript is spliced from 2 exons.